UUUAUGUUUAAAUUUGAACAAAAAUCUGGCAUUUCUAUCAUUAAGUUCAUGUAAGACGCGGGGACACCUGCAUUUCUUUUAAUGGAAGAAACAUUAUUUACUAUUUUUAUUAACAAGCCUAUUUCUAGAAAUGGAUUUUGAUUCAUCAUCUAAAUUUAUAGCCUCCUUAGCCAAAUUUUUACAAUCUUUGUGUAAUGGUUAUGUUGAUUUUGACAAAGGUGUAGAGGUUAUAGGGCAUAUCUACAUUAAUGUUGACAGUGAUACCGGCAAAAAAGUUGACUAUGUAUUAAAUGAAAAGGUUUGUAAAAAUGACAAUUCAAUCACCUUCAUCAGUAACAGUUUUCAUGCACAGCCUGCUGAAAAACCUAAACCUUUGCCUAAAAAAAUACCAGAAUCUGAAAAGCAAAAUGAAGACACAAUUGUUAUGGAAGAUUCAGGGCCAACAGUACCAAAUAGUACAAAUGUAGGAACAAUGGGGUCAUUUAGAAAUACUCCACGUGGCGGUACACAAGACAUUACAUUUACUCCUGGCUCAAAGCGCCCUCGAACACCUCCACUUCGUAGAAACUUGAGUAGUGGUAAAAGUGGAAGUCCUGCCUCUAAGCACAUGUCACCGUCCACACGUUAUCAAGACUCAGGUGGACCUUCAACAAAAAUAAGUAGAUCAGACAUUCCACCUAGUCCUUUAAUUAACAGCGGUGUUGGAAGUGAAGACUAUGAUAACCCUAAUGUAUUUCAAUCUGGUGGUGAGGAAGAUGACAGUCAAAAUUAUUCUUCAAAUUUUCUUGAACAAAAUUCUUCUGAUCUAGAUCAAAAACCUGUUAUUGACCCAGAUAUCAGUAUAGUUAAAGAAGAAUAUAUGUCAAGUCAGCAGAAUAGUUGUGCUUAUGCAGGUGCUAAUCAGUCAUCGGGCUCUGCUCCUCGAGGUAAACAUCAGCAAACAGCUUAUCCUGUCAUGAUGCAUCCAAAUUCUUCUAAUUACUCAGGUGUUACUGCUGCUGCUUCUCAUCAAUCUGAUUCAUAUUCUAGUGCUUCUUUAGAGGGUGCUGGUGAUCCAUCCACAUUAACCAGAGCUCAACAAGAAGAACUAGAAAUGUAUUAUAGAAAAGGAACUGACCAGCAUUUAACCUUCUUGCGCAAUAUGCGUGAAGCUCAUGCUUUGUACCCAUUUACGGGUAAGCGUGAUAAAGAACUCUUUGACAAAGCAUUAGCAGAGCUUUUUUUGAGACUUCCCAUUCUGCGUCUGAUGCCGGAACCAUCUACUGUUUACUUUUUGGAAAAUGCUCGAACUAGGAAUGCAAUGAGAAUGUCUCGAUGGAAAGCUAGACAAACUUCUAUAGAAAGGAAAGGUCAAUUCAAAUCACCUGGCCAAGGUCCAAGGGGUCAGUUUGGUAGACAAUCUUUUCAUGCAAGCCAAGGUUAUACCUAUCCCCAGGGAGGUUACAGUGGUAUGUCAGGUCAUGGAAUGGAAAGAAGAAUGUCUUCAGCUGGCUCUGAAGGUGACAGCUUUCUUCAGGGUGGGGGUGAUGAAAGUUAUGAUUACCAACAUUUGGCUUCAGAUGAUAGCCGAGAUACUCAACAAGGUGCUAGUGAACAUGGUCAGAUACAGUCUGGAUUCCAUGGUGUUUUUGGAAAUGGCAGUGGUCAGCAAGAAGGUCAUUUAGAACAGCCCCAACCAAGUGGUACAAGUGAAACAGCAGUCAGCGGAACAGGUCCAAGUCCUCCGGACAUUAAAGUAGAAGUCACUCCUUAUCCAUUUAUGAAAACCAAUGACUUUGAACUGAUUGAAAUAGAUCCUGAUGAUGAAGAUGACAUUUAGCUGAACAGAAAUAGUUAGUGUUCUUGUCUUUCAGAGUUUUAGAGUUAUGUGUAGCAAACAAAUCAAUGAGUACCAGUACUUGUGGAGUAGGAUGUGAAACAAGAUUUUUCAAGUGAAUUUUUUUUUUAAAUUUUUAUAUUUAAACAUUGCAUUUAGAAUUCAAUGUUUCUGUUUUUUUAGUGAAGAUCAUCUGACCAAGAAUUUUUAACUUAUACCACCUAAUCUUAUUUUUACUUACUUUGGUCAUUAUUUUGUUUGACAAACAGUACCAUGGUAGUGUAGACAGAAGAAACAAUUGAUCUAGCUCUUGGGUAGGACUAAUUGAGAUGUUUGAAAGAUAUUGUUAAUGGUGUCAACAAAACGUGUUCAAACAGGAUCAUCUUAGUCCGUUCUAAAUGUUCUCCAUUGACAAAACUAGCUGUUUGAAGCACACUUUUGUUGCAUUUAACUUAAACAUUUUCAGUAUUUUGUUUUGAAAUGUUUUAUAAAAAAAAUAUUAGUCUAUGUAAUUAUAGCCUCCCCACUUCUUGAGAUAUACAUAAGACUGAGUCCAGCAUGUACUUUGUUAGUCUUCACAUGUGAAUAACAUUUUGGACUCUAAUUUUAUGUAUAGAAGCUUUUUUUUUCCUUUUCUUAAAGCUAAUAAGGUUAUUUAAGUCUUAUUUAAUUCAUUUUCUAGGUCAGAUUUUAACUAACUUAAAUGUUUCUUUCAUAUGAGUUUUCAAAAAACUUGACACAAUUUUCAUAUUUUUAAGUUGAAUGCAGUGGAGGCUCUGUAAUAUGGAAAUACAUUCCUAUCUGAACUGGUGCUGACCAGUUAACAUUGGAGAAAGUAUGUAUUUUGGAAUGUUUUUGAAGGUACCGGUAUUCAAUGAAAAUAUUUAAUGAUAGUUGGUAAUGUUUACCUUUCUUUGUUGUAUAAAUGACUAUUUGUACAUUUUUUUUUUAACCAAUCCCAAUUGAUGUAUUGGUACAAUGUGAACUAGCAGUGCAAGUCAUUCAUUUGUUGACACACAUUUCUAAUUAGUUCAUCUUCAUUCAUGAAUGUGCUGAUUUUUAGGUUUUGUACAACUGUUGAUCAAUAAAAAUGAUUUUUU
Biomphalaria glabrata is the source of this 2916-nucleotide messenger RNA. RefSeq lists its product as uncharacterized. NCBI's taxonomy places the organism in Eukaryota, Metazoa, Mollusca, Gastropoda, Planorbidae. The record is from RefSeq and is a predicted model, not a curated record. The transcript has 8 exons. The coding region runs from base 131 to 1819 and encodes 562 amino acids.